This is a messenger RNA of Ochotona princeps (American pika), 1813 nucleotides long. It is a transcript of the gene NRBF2, whose product is annotated as nuclear receptor binding factor 2. The transcript has 4 exons. The record is from RefSeq and is a predicted model, not a curated record. Gene Ontology annotation, biological process: autophagy. The coding region runs from base 173 to 1024 and encodes 283 amino acids. NCBI's taxonomy places the organism in Eukaryota, Metazoa, Chordata, Mammalia, Lagomorpha, Ochotonidae.
UGCCGCGGCGGCGCCGGAGGAGGAAGUGGUGUGGCUUUCGCUCGGAGUGCUCCCACCGCCGGGGGAGCGGGGCCGCCGUCUGCGCCGCGGCGUCGCCCUCCCUGUCCGCCGCCCUCCAUGAGCCCCGGCGCCUCUGCUCGCCUGCCCCAGGCCGCCGCUGACCCCGGGGUCUAUGGAAGUAAUGGAAGGACCCCUCAACCUGGCUCAUCAGCAGAGCAGGCGAGCAGACCGUUUAUUAGCUGCAGGGAAAUAUGAAGAGGCGAUUUCUUGUCAUAAAAAGGCUGCUGCAUACCUUUCUGAAGCCAUGAAGCUGACACAGUCUGAGCAGGCUCAGUUGUCACUGGAAUUGCAAAGGGACAGCCACAUGAAGCAGCUCCUCCUCAUCCAGGAGCGCUGGAAGAGGGCCAGGCGCGAGGAGCGGCUGCGCGCCCAGCAGGACCUGGGCAAGGACACGGCGUCGCACAGAGCCUCCGCCGAGGACGCCGAGGGCCAGAGUCCCCCUCGGGCUCCCAAGAGCAGCCCCGCGGCCGAGAGGCGCCUGCCCCCCAUCCCGGGUGUCUUUGACAGGGACCCGGACACACUGCUGUUUCUGCUUCAGCAGAGGAGUGAGCCAGCAGAGCCGUGCAUUGGAAGCAAAGCCCCAAAGGAUGAUAAAACAAUCAUCGAGGAGCAGGCAACCAAAAUUGCUGAUUUGAUGAGGCACGUGGAAUUCCUUGUGGCUGAGAACGAAAGAUUAAGGAAAGAAAACAAACAGCUGAAGGCUGAAAAGGCCAGGCUUCUGAAAGGGCCAGUAGAAAAGGAGCUGGAUGUAGAUGCCGACUUCGUGGAGAAGUCAGAGCUGUGGAGCUUGCCGCCACAGCCCGAAGCUGCCGCGGCCUCGUCCACCUGGCAGAAGUUGGCAGCGAAUCCUGGGAAGGCCAAGGACAUCCCCAUCCCCAACCUGCCCCCCUUGGAUUUUCCAUCUCCGGAACUGCCGCUAAUGGAGCUCUCUGAGGAUAUUCUGAAAGGACUUAUGAAUAAUUAAAAUGGGGAGACCAUAGCAGUCAGAAAAGGAAGUAAUAUAGAAAUAAAAUUAAUCUAGAACAAAAAAGGGAAAACCACACAGAAGGAUAAUCCCGGAAAUGCAGCAUCAUCUGGCGUGCUGUGGGAGAAGGCACUGCCAGGAUGUGGGAAGCGGUCCCUGGGAAACACGUGGCUUGUCUGACUCAGUGACGCAAGCCAGUGAUUUCCACUCGACAGAUGCUCAACUCCUUGGAGGUUCAUGGUCUCCUGAUAAAAACCAAAUGGCUACCUGGAAAAUUUUUUUCAAGCAACAGUUAUUUUUCUUAUCUUCAGGGUUAAAAUGUAUAGAAAUGUUAUGUGUAAUUAAUCUAUAAUGCCAUAAAUGAUAACGCAAAAACUUAAUAUGGUGGCCUGAGGGCUACUUUAUAUUUGAAAUCUGCUUUCCAUCAUGCAUUGACUGAGUGCAACCUGUUGUGCACAUCUGGUUGGUGUGUGUAAGGUGUGGGACACCUUUCUAGAUGGAAGUACUUGUGCCACACUUCGUAUUACUCAGAACAUGGUGAGAACCUCAAGAUCAGGAGAAAUAUUUAAAUUUCCAAUUUAUGAAGAAAGGAACCAAAUUACUAGCCUUUAUUUUUAAAUUACCAGUUUACAUAAUUAAUCAGGAUGCAUUUUAAGUUCUAACUUUAUUAUAUAAUGCAUCAUUUGAAAAUAGCAAGGACAUAUCCUGUUUUUAAUGAUGCAUGAGUGAAGUAAUGCUAGUUGGCAGAAUAUGAUUGUUAAGAAAUCAAUAAAGUAAUUGUGUUUCAUA